Molecule: messenger RNA, 819 nt
Organism: Diachasma alloeum
Lineage: Eukaryota; Metazoa; Arthropoda; Insecta; Hymenoptera; Braconidae
Exons: 3
Coding region: 1-819 (272 amino acids)
Source: RefSeq, a predicted model, not a curated record
AUGGAGGUGGAAGAGUGCACGGAGUUCAUCAUUCUCCAGGACCAGGCGACUCUCCUGGAGACGUUGAUAAAAAACCUAUCAAUUUUGAGACAUGAAGCCCCUCAAGUCGCCCUCAUCGACACUGAGCUGGAGGUGCUUCUCCUGAGUUUCAAGGAAAUCUCCAGUAAUUUAUCAAUAAAACUUGAAGCAUUGACGCAAUUAUCAGAGCGUUUAGAGAACGAGAAGAGGAAGGAAGUCGUUGAGUUCGUGGAGAACAUACAAGAGUCUUGGAAAAAGACAGUUAAAGAGAUUACCGAGGAGCACUCGAGCCUUUCGGUGGUGAGCAGAUCAGCCUACGGUCUCCCCCUGUCAUCCCUCCUAACCGACAUUAAACGAUCGACAUCGUCAAUCCAAGUGUCCCUGCAGAUCGGAGAGAUGAUAUACGACAACGAUUUCGUCGUCCAGGGCUUUCUCUACUGCAACGAGAUCUCCAAGCUCCUGAACGACAUGGAGGGCUGUGACAAGCGCAUCCAGCAGUACCUGGUGACCCCGAAGGUCACCAGCUACCUCCAGAGUCUCGAUGCAACGGUGGAGGCCUUCUCCCAGAAGAACAGUCUCCUUCCACCGAACGAGCAACAGCUGGAGGUCUUCUCCAAGGUCUCGUCCCUCCUCACCGAGGAACUCCUCGGCUGGGAGCCGGAGGAUCCUGCGGUUGUGUUGAAGGAGAGCAAUCCCAAGAAACCAGUCUUCAUUACUAAGAAUGCGAAACGAACUCAAGUGAAGAGACUGGCCAAUUUGCCGCUGUUCAAUUCUGUUCACAAGGAAAAAUCCGAGGAUUAA